Molecule: messenger RNA, 1005 nt
Organism: Oikopleura dioica
Lineage: Eukaryota; Metazoa; Chordata; Appendicularia; Copelata; Oikopleuridae
Source: the annotation of a GenBank genome assembly
AUGGACAUCGCCAGGAUCGCCGGCCAGUUGGAAAGCGAUAAUCACAUAAAACGCCAGGAGCAGAUGCUCAGUGGUACCAUCAUGGACGGGAAGAGCAACUGCGCCCGUCCUCGUUCCGCCGGCCCGCCAACGCAACGGUUAAGUGUUAGUCAACUAACAGCAAUUAGCAACCAUCGGCCAAAAAUGAGUAAAAAGAACCAGAGGACAAGCACCAAUCGUAAAAUUGACGGUUGGCCAACCGAUCGGAAUAAGCCAGAACCUCCAUCCAGAAGCCACAAGUCCUUCACUUCCUCAGCGAAAACUAGACCUCUUAUCAAAUGGAAUUCAGAAAUAAUGGAAAGCGAAGGAAUCGAUACCUCGGAAAUGACCAUGGGUGAAAUUCUCGAGCUGCGGCGGAAAAUGGGCGCCAAGGAAUUCGCAAAAACAGUAACGCAUCCAAAAGUGGCAAAGUUGAAAGGAAAAGAAGUGCGCCGAGUGGACAAGAGAUCGGGAGCGAUCGCGGAAAAGCGAAAGCUUCAGCUUGAAAAAAAUGCACCAGAAGAAAUUUCAUCGAAGAAAAAACCGCCUAAGUUGAGGCAAGUCGUAGAAGUUCCUAAUCGCUCAAAAAUCACGGAUCCUCGAUUCAACCCUGAGCUUGGCGAACAUAGAAGCGCGAGAAAAGAGCAUUUUGAAAAAGAAGCUGAAAAAGUGAAAAACGCGGACCUCAAGCAAAAUAUGCACAAUCUCGUCAACAGGAUCGAGCAAAAAGCAAACGCGCGGCGAGAAAGGAUGGAAAUUCGACAAAAAGAAAGCGAGUGGAAAAAGAAGAAAGAGAAAAGCAAAAGAUGGCAAAGCAGCCUUUUACCGGAAAAGAGGCGAAAUUGCGAAAGAGUACCAAAAGAAAAGAGCGAAAAGGCCAGUUCGAAAAUGUCCGAACAUCAACUCGCGAAGAAAGAAGCGGCGAAAGAAAAGAAACAGGCGAGGAAGGACAAAUCGUCUCUUCCUGCCAGGAGAAAUGUCUUUUGA